AUGCCGAUCCCUCAGUAUCAAGCGAUUUACGACAGUAACAUUGAAAACCACUUGCCGGAGCAUGUGCUGGAAGACAAUGAGAACUCGGAGGCUGGCGCGAAGAAGAAGAAAGGUUCCAAUUCAUCAUUAGCGAAUGACAAUGAACUGCGAAAGUUGCUCCGUCAGUACGAAGGCUAUUCACUCAAGCAGAUGGCGGCAGAGGUUUUGAAACAUGAAGGGGCCGGGGGCAAGGCCGAGAAAGUUAAGCAGGUCUUUGCCAUGAUCUGGUUGAAGGAGAAUUGCCGAAAGAGCAGCGGUUCUGUGCGACGAGAUCGUGUUUACUGCUGCUAUGCAGAGAAAUGCGGAACCGAGCGUGUUUCAGUCUUGAAUCCGGCUUCUUUUGGUAAACUCGUGCGCAUCAUAUUUCCGAAUGUGCAAACCAGACGUCUUGGUGUCCGCGGAGAAUCCAAGUACCACUAUGUGGAUUUAACGGUCAUCGAGGAAAAACAGCAGAAGCCGCCGCCGUUGAACCCACAGCUCUCGUCGAUCACCAAUGGUCAAAUUGGUGGUGGCGUAGAGAACAAACUUGACGGAGCCGUGCAGAAGAGUAUUCUACCACAGCCGCCAACAGAUACCGCAGUGUUCCCUUCACCAACUGCCUCAUUUACACCCAGGUUCUCAGCGAAUCCCUCGAGCACAGGGUGUAGCUGCCAAGCCACGACUAGUUCCAACGGUGACCACAGCAUUACCCUCGAGAACGUUGGAAACCAUUCUGGAAAAAUGAUUCAUCAGAUGCUCUACCUACCGGCCGCCGAGGACACGUCUGUUGACAACGAAUCCUUUCAACUGCCCGAUAUACGGAGGUAUCUUCCCUCCAAUACUGAUACUAAGGUUGCGGCGGCUCUUGCAGCCCUUUACCGCUCCCAUUGUAUCUCCGUAAUCGAUAGCUUCCGCUACUGCAAGGAGCGGAAUCUCCUGCGCUAUUUCUCCGCUUUUCAUGGGACCUUGACGGUUCCAGUACAAAAGCUGCUGACACAUCCAAACCUCGCUCCCUGGAUCAAGGAAUGCGAUUGGCUCAUGUACCAGAAAAUGAUUGCAUUCGUGGCACCUCUCACCACGCAGGUCGUUCCAAAACUUGUCCUAGACGCUUUCAGCUCGAUAUCGCAACGGCUGACUACUCACAUUGCUGAGACAUUCAAGGCGCAACCUGCACAUGUCAGCUUGGCAAGGUUAAUACCGUCCCAUAUUUUCUGCAAUCUGCUCAAGCACAUGCUUGAUGUAAAUCAAUCAGCCAAUGCGGCCGCAGCAUGGCUGUGCCAUCCUGACAAUAGGAACCAGAUGUGGUUCGACUUCAAAACGCUUGUUGAUCCGAAGGAGAUGAUCUCACGAGCGAACAUUCCCACAUGCGCAGAGCGGGCGGCAGAGCAGAUACUGAAACAUGACGUUCGAGCUCUGCUAACUCCUGUCGAUGACCUGAACCCCUCUGCCUCUCACCCCUUCUUUACGAAGCCAGAUACGGAAGCGGAUCGCGCGGCUCGUAAAUUUCCCGUCGAGCCGUCCACCGGUGAGGAGUACAACUUUCCGGAUAAGUGGAUAGCCUUUAUACUUAACAUAUCCUCUGCAUUUCCCCACCAUCGCACGCAAUGCAUCAUUGAAAAGGUCGACGCCUUGUGGGAUUGCAUUCUCCACCGGUUGACCCUUGGCGGUGCGCAAAGCUUCAGCGCCUGGUGGAUGACAAAAGUUUUCUUUCAUGAGAUGAUGUUAUGGCAGGCAGAAAAAAAUGGUUUCAUGCGUUUUACACCGAGCACCUUGCAAAAUGCGAGUUUAGGCUCUGACCAGCCCGGUCCGCCCAAUUUUCUGCUGAAACAAUCCAGCGGCCCAUCUACCGAGAAGAAUGACCCUUUUAUGGCUUCUGAUGCGCAGCAGGCUAGUGACUCGAGGCCAAGGUCAACUACAAGCUCUUCAUCGGCAGAAGUGAACGCCCGAAACAGAACAUCGCUCAAUCGACCACCGUCAGACGCAGGUCCAAACCAAGCUUCGGUGGAGAGUGAAAAGCCACCUAGCAUCGCUGACAACAUUGCCAGCUUUCACGCUCCCAAUAAUGACGAUAGUGCGAUUGACCUCGACGAUGAUUCAAUGCUCAUGUCCGUGGGCAAAUAUGGUGAUAUGAUGGCCUCUGACCCAGCAGACGCUGAAGGAGAUGUUGUCGUCAUCUAG
Molecule: messenger RNA, 2196 nt
Organism: Aspergillus thermomutatus
Lineage: Eukaryota; Fungi; Ascomycota; Eurotiomycetes; Eurotiales; Aspergillaceae
Product: RFX family transcription factor
Exons: 3
Coding region: 1-2196 (731 amino acids)
Biological process (GO): regulation of transcription by RNA polymerase II
Molecular function (GO): RNA polymerase II cis-regulatory region sequence-specific DNA binding; DNA-binding transcription factor activity, RNA polymerase II-specific
Source: RefSeq, a predicted model, not a curated record